Molecule: messenger RNA, 1340 nt
Organism: Balaenoptera ricei (Rice's whale)
Lineage: Eukaryota; Metazoa; Chordata; Mammalia; Artiodactyla; Balaenopteridae
Gene: EIF3I
Product: eukaryotic translation initiation factor 3 subunit I
Exons: 11
Coding region: 119-1096 (325 amino acids)
Biological process (GO): cytoplasmic translational initiation
Cellular component (GO): eukaryotic translation initiation factor 3 complex, eIF3m; cytoplasm
Molecular function (GO): RNA binding; protein binding; translation initiation factor activity
Source: RefSeq, a predicted model, not a curated record
GCAACGCCGCUCCUCUCCACUUCCGGGAACGAAGGGGCGGAUACCCGUAAUCCGGAAGUGGUGCCAAAGCCUCUUCCGGUUCUGCUCGCGUUGCGUUUUUCCUCGCGUCACCGCCGGCAUGAAGCCGAUCCUGCUGCAGGGCCAUGAGCGGUCCAUUACGCAGAUUAAGUACAACCGCGAGGGAGACCUCCUCUUCACGGUGGCCAAGGACCCUAUUGUCAAUGUAUGGUACUCGGUGAAUGGUGAGAGGCUGGGCACCUAUAUGGGCCAUACCGGAGCUGUGUGGUGUGUGGACGCUGACUGGGACACCAAGCAUGUCCUCACCGGCUCAGCUGACAACAGCUGUCGUCUCUGGGACUGUGAAACAGGGAAGCAGCUGGCCCUACUCAACACCAAUUCAGCAGUCCGGACCUGUGGCUUUGACUUCGGGGGCAACAUCAUCAUGUUCUCCACGGACAAGCAGAUGGGCUACCAGUGCUUCGUGAGCUUCUUCGAUCUGCGGGAUCCGAGCCAGAUUGACAACAACGAGCCCUACAUGAAGAUCCCUUGCAACGACUCCAAGAUCACCAGUGCUGUUUGGGGACCCCUUGGCGAGUGCAUCAUUGCAGGCCACGAGGGCGGAGAGCUCAACCAGUAUAGCGCCAAGUCUGGGGAGGUAUUGGUGACUGUUAAGGAGCACUCCCGGCAGAUCAAUGACAUCCAGUUAUCCAGGGACAUGACCAUGUUUGUCACUGCAUCCAAGGACAACACAGCCAAGCUCUUUGACUCCACAACCCUUGAACACCAGAAGACUUUCCGGACAGAACGUCCCGUCAACUCAGCUGCCCUCUCUCCCAACUAUGACCAUGUGGUGCUGGGCGGUGGUCAGGAAGCAAUGGAUGUAACCACCACUUCCACCAGGAUUGGCAAGUUCGAGGCCAGGUUCUUCCACUUGGCCAUUGAAGAAGAGUUUGGAAGAGUUAAGGGUCACUUUGGACCUAUCAACAGUGUUGCCUUCCAUCCUGAUGGCAAGAGCUACAGCAGCGGCGGAGAAGAUGGUUAUGUCCGCAUCCACUACUUCGACCCGCAGUACUUUGAAUUUGAGUUUGAGGCUUAAGAAGCCGGAUCUCUGGGAAUUCCCUGGCUAUCCAGUGAUUAGGACUCCGAGCUUCCACUGCAGGGGGCAUGGGUUCCAUCCCUGGUCGGGGAAGUAAGAUCCCACAUGCCGCACGGCGUGGACACACGCACACACACACACACACCACAAAAAGAAGCUGGAUCUCCAUAUGGGCCAGGUUCACAGAAGGCUUUGGACUCUGAGAAAUAAAUUAGUUUGGAAAUAAAUGGUUUCUGGUCAGAAA